AUGCUCGUCAGUUUGUUGCUGCGACGACCAUCGCCGUUCAAUGUCCACCGCCCCUUGCAUAUAAAGCACAGCUUAUCUCUGACAACGACAACGAGAAGACGCACCAUGUCGACUCCGAGCUUGGCAGACUUCUCGACUUGCGAACUGUCUGACGCGCUCAUCAAAAUCGGCCUACCCCACGGGGACACAUACCUGAUGUCCACAUGCAUUCACCGCACUCUGAUGGUUCCGGCGCCCGACAAGACCAGCCCCCGACCUGCUGCACACUUCGUCGAUACCGCUACUCAAGGCUCCGUGAUUGUCAUCGACGCACCACCUCAUACCAAGAAUGCAGUAUGGGGAGGACUCAUGACGGCCGGUGCACAAGCGCGUGGUGCCAUUGGCGUGGUCAUCUCAGGCCGGUGCAGGGAUCUCGCCGAGCAUCGUAGUGCUGGCUUUCCCGUCUUCGCCAGAGGCCAUUCCACUCUCGGACAGUCGCCCUUCACGCGUCCGUCUGCGGUGAACGUCCCUCUCACCAUUCAGCCUCAGUUCUCUUCGGAGGCGUUCAGUGGCACGUUCGAAGCGGAUGGCGUCGUGUGCGUGCCCGUUGGGCUCAUCGACAAAGUGGUGGAACUGGCAGCCAAGGGUAGGGAGGUUGAUGCUCGGUGUCCGGGGUCCAGGAUGCAUUCAGAAGCACAGGGAAGUUGUGAGUCUGAUUUCAUGUAGAAUAUAUACACAGGCUAUGCUGGACACCUCCGCGAAUCAACGAUUAGACCAUUCAU
Fomitopsis serialis is the source of this 761-nucleotide messenger RNA. RefSeq names its product ribonuclease E inhibitor RraA/Dimethylmenaquinone methyltransferase. Lineage: Eukaryota; Fungi; Basidiomycota; Agaricomycetes; Polyporales; Fomitopsidaceae. The record is from RefSeq and is a predicted model, not a curated record. The transcript has 5 exons. The coding region runs from base 1 to 705 and encodes 234 amino acids.